Molecule: messenger RNA, 2111 nt
Organism: Labrus bergylta (ballan wrasse)
Lineage: Eukaryota; Metazoa; Chordata; Actinopteri; Labriformes; Labridae
Source: RefSeq, a predicted model, not a curated record
CGUCCACGCAACGCGACUCGUUAAACACUCGCAUGACAACUAAGCAAGAAACACUUGGAAACCGAGCCACUGUCACUGAGGGUGACAUGUUUCUGCAAAAACUGAUCGUGUAUUUGUCGACAGCAUGGCUGUUCUGCUUUUUGAUUGGAGUGAACGUCCUAGUUAAGAUCGUAGGUUUCAUCUCGCCGAGCCUCUCAAAGAAGAUAAUCCUUAAAAUGGGCGAAAAGACCACGAUGACCCAGAACCCCAAGUUUAAGUAUGAAGACUGGGGUCAGACGUUCUGCUCGCUGGAGUUCGUUAAAACAGCCUCUCUGCACAUGUGGUUGUCGCUUGGACAAGAAGCAUUUGAGGGAGGAAAAGCUCCGGACUCACCUGUGGUCACCAUGGAGGGAGAGAAGACAAGUGUCUGCAAGUUCUUGAAAGGUAACAGGCCACUGGUGCUCAGUUUCGGGAGUUGCACCUGACCCCCGUUUAUCUACAAACUUGAGGAGUUCAAGCAACUCGUCAAGGACUUCAGCGAUGUGGCUGACUUUCUUGUGAUUUACAUCGCAGAGGCCCAUUCAACUGAUGGUUGGGCCUUUACUAACAACUAUGACAUUAAUCAGCACCAGAGCCUGGAGGACAGGCUGUCUGCAGCCCGGAUCCUUGUUCAGAAGGAGCCCUUGUGUCCUGUGGUUGUGGAUGAAAUGGAUGAUACUGCUGCUAUGAAGUAUGGUGCUAUGCCCGAGAGGCUUUACGUAUUGCAGGCUGGGAAAGUAGUGUAUAAGGGUGAUGUGGGGCCUUGGGGAUACAAUCCAACGGAGGUGCGAUCAUUUCUGGAAAAGAUGAACAGGUCAAGCUGACCGGCAAAGGGGUUCUCUAACAAAAAGCCCACCCCCCCCUGCUGGAUUUCCUGUUGUUGGUGUUUGUCUGUGGACCACAACACCCCCUGGGAUCAGUGAUGUUAUGAUGCAGGUGCAUUCUAAAUGUUGUGUUGAGCUCAUGGUCUAUCAAUGUGCUGGCAGUGAACAUCGGUUAGCGAGAUCAUCUAAAAACCUGAUCGAAAAUAAAACACCACACACACGACAGGUAGUUAAGUUAUUGUAAAAUUAUAUUAACAAGCAAUCUUUCCUCAAUUUGAAAUAAAAAAAUAUCAGCAAAUAAAGGCAACAUAGGACAGAUGUGUGUAAUGCAUAAUGUUCACAGGAAAAAAAAAAUUCUCAUCACAUUAAAAACCUGCGACUAAGUUGAUAAUGAUGCCUACUAGAAUGGGUUUAGAAAGCUUUGACUAACUCUGAAUAACUGGGGCAAUAUAUGUAGUCAAAGAUCGUAUCAAAAUAUUUAAAAAAAUAAUAAGUUUGGGUUGGGCGAGAAGGGGCAGGGCCAAGGGGGACGACCGAGAAUACAGGAGGGAGAAUGUGAACAACCAAUAUGCAGGAGAGGUUAAAAUGGGCAGCUCGUUCAUAGCCGUUUCAUCAUUAUGAACCCAAGUGGAAAUGACACAGAAGGCUACGGCGAUGAAGAGCACAGAGUGUUAAGCACAGACAGGUAAAGAGAUACACACCACAUAUUAAAGCAGGUGUCCACAUAGAGAAGAGCAGCACUAGGUAGUAUGUUGUACACAGAGUCUCAGCUUUCAUGCACUCACUUCGUAUGGUGUCCCUUAACAGAAUUCAGCAGCGAUCGAGCCGUUUUGAAUUCAAACAGCAAAGAGCGCCGACUUGCUGUCAAAAAUAGUAGAGGGAAAGUGAUCAAACAGGAUUCGACAUGGUCGCCACAGUAAAACCUUAUUCUUAAGUCUUUUCCCCUUAUAGACCGUUUUAAAUAGAAGGGUGAGCAUUGGGAAGAACAGUAAGGUACAUUAUUCAUAAAGGUGGCCACAGAGUUAAAGGCAAAAAUCGGAGUCCUAUGUCAGCUGAAUUUGGCGACACAGUAUGCAUGGCGAGAAGUAAAAUGACAGGACAAAGACUUUCCAAGCUCACAAUGCAUAUACACACUCUCCAGUGUUUCAAGUGACAAAAGCGGAGACAAAUCCUGCACAUCUUGCAACACAAAGCAAUAAUUAAAAAGUACAAGAGGUAAACUUCAACCAUUUUUUUUUUCUCUUCGCUCUAGGGUUGAGGGGGCUGAGA